ACGCCUCUUCCUAGUCUCUGCAGCACAAAAAAAAAAGAAAUCCACCCAAACCGAGUAGAAAUCGCCUUUUUAUUCUUUUUCUUCGUGCUGUUGCAAAAGCAAAAAGAAUAUUUUCCUGGAAAGGAAAGCGUUUCUCGAGUUUAUUUUCUGCACUCAUUUAUUGCUGCCUGCUUUUGAAGCGGAUUUCUGCUUCCCGAGCAACAAAAUGGGAAAUGAAGCAAGUUAUCCCCUGGAGAUGUGCUCGCACUUCGAUGCAGAUGAGAUCAAGAGGCUUGGAAAGAGAUAAAAACUCGACCUGGAUAACUCGGGAUCCCUGAGCGUCGAGGAGUUCAUGUCCCUGCCCGAGCUGCAGCAGAAUCCGCUGGUGCAGAGGGUCAUCGAAAUAUUCGACACGGACGGCAAUGGGGAAGUGGAUUUCAAAGAAUUUAUAGAGGGCGUCUCACAGUUCAGUGUUAAAGGAGAUAAGGAACAGAAGCUCAGAUUCGCUUUCAGGAUCUACGACAUGGACAAGGACGGCUAUAUUUCCAACGGCGAGCUCUUCCAAGUGUUGAAGAUGAUGGUGGGAAGCAACCUGAAGGACACCCAGCUGCAGCAGAUUGUAGAUAAGACCAUCAUCAACGCAGACAAGGAUGGCGACGGGAGAAUAUCUUUCGAAGAGUUUUGCGCCGUUGUCGGUGGUCUUGACAUCCACAAAAAGAUGGUCGUUGACGUGUGAGCCUUCGCGCAUCCUAAUCUCCCAUCACCUCCAAUAUUUGCUUUCCUGUUCCAUCUCCGAUGAUCUGCUCGAGACAUCUCGUAAAAAAAAAUGCUCUUUCAACAGAAUACUCUGUGAAGCUACUUUAUUGCUAUCAUGAACCCGGUGAAGCAAACGUGUAUGUUUUUUUUUCUUUUCAUUUGAAUGCUGAUCCUCACAACAACCUGGUGUAGCUCUUUACUGACUGAAGAACUUCGUAGAGCAUCUCGAUCUGGACAAAGGAAGAAUGGUUCAUUUUUGUUCCCCCUCCAUUCAUUAAAUCUUUUUUUUUCUUUUCACACCCUUA
Molecule: messenger RNA, 1040 nt
Organism: Silurus meridionalis
Lineage: Eukaryota; Metazoa; Chordata; Actinopteri; Siluriformes; Siluridae
Gene: ppp3r1a
Product: protein phosphatase 3, regulatory subunit B, alpha a
Molecular function (GO): calcium-dependent protein serine/threonine phosphatase regulator activity; calcium ion binding
Source: RefSeq, a predicted model, not a curated record